AUGGUGGUAGUUGCUGAGUGUUUUUUACAAUAUCAUGAAAGUAAUGCUCUUUCAUUGGUGCUUAACAACAACAUCCAUGUGAAAUCAUUUAAAAGAUAUGUCAAUGAUAUUCAUUCAAGGUUCCAAGUAGAAGAAGAUGUGCAAAAGUUUUUAGAUCUACUUAACAAACAACACAAAAAUAUUCAAUACACAAUAGAAUCUGCUGACUUAACCAAUACCUUAAACUAUCUUGAUGUUUCAGUUACCAACAAUAAAACCGGUACAUAUAGUUUUAAAAUACAUCGCAAAAAUGCAAUCACAAACGUUCAAAUUAAACCGAACUCGUGCCAUGACCCUAAAUUUAUCAAUGAUGUCUUUAUUGGUUUCGUUCAUAGAGCAUUACGUUUAUGCACAAUAAAUAACAUUGAUGAUGAGUUGUCAUUUCUUAUCGAUUCUUCAAAAAGAAUUGUGUCUUUACCCUGGAUCCCUGGAAUCAGUACUAAGUUAAGAAGAGCAUUUAAAAAAGCAGGAUACGCACCAGUGUUUAAGUCUCCAAAAAAUCUCCAAAGUCUACUAAGUUCCAAAAAUAAACCUACACUACCAGUUAAUUCCUUUCCCGGUGUUUACAAAUUAAAGUGCUCUUGUGGCAAAUGUUAUGUUGGUAAAACUGGGCUAAAGAUAUCGUCUCGGAUAUGCCAGCAUCAAACAAGUGCACAACAAGGUAAAGGGGAAAAUUCAGCUGUAGCUGAACAUUCCAAAAUUUGCCAAGGAAAAUUCAACUGGAAUGGCCGCAAUACGUUAAAAAUCGAAACAAAUAGUUUUAAUAGGAAAGUUAGGGAAGCCUUGGAAAUACAACUCAACGAAAGUACCUUUCGCGACAAUGGUCUUAAUCGAGAUGAUGGCGAUUAUGUGACGACGUCAUUUUGGAAACCCAUGUUUAAAUUCUUAAGUCACAAAAAACUCACUAAAAUAACUCUUAAAAAGAAGCUCUUAAAAAGAACAUUGUUUCGUUAA
Hydra vulgaris (swiftwater hydra) is the source of this 993-nucleotide messenger RNA. NCBI's taxonomy places the organism in Eukaryota, Metazoa, Cnidaria, Hydrozoa, Anthoathecata, Hydridae. The record is from RefSeq and is a predicted model, not a curated record.